Molecule: messenger RNA, 498 nt
Organism: Brassica rapa (field mustard)
Lineage: Eukaryota; Viridiplantae; Streptophyta; Magnoliopsida; Brassicales; Brassicaceae
Product: polyubiquitin 11-like
Molecular function (GO): protein binding
Source: RefSeq, a predicted model, not a curated record
AUGCAGAGUUCUAUUAAGAUAGUUGAUGGAAAGUCAACAAACUGCUUACAAGCCGAUAGCUCCAAAACCAUCAACCUCAAAGUCGACGAAGAGCCAACCCGUCGAAACAUUGAACAAGACCCUCCUCAUGGUGAUGUCAUGCAGAUUUCUAAAAAGACUGUGAGUGGAAAGAACACAAUCAACAUAGAGGCGGAUUGCUCCAAAAUCAUCGACCUUAAGAUCAGUGAUGACCAAACCCGUCGAAAUUCUCGAUCGAACGUUCGUAAUGGUGAAAUCAUGCAGAUUUUUGUAAGGAUUUUUACAGGAAAGUUAACCCCCUUGAAUUGUGAAGACGUCGACACCAUCGAAAACGUCAGGGCUAAGAUCCAGGAUAAAGAGGGCAUUCUCCCGGACCAGCAGAGACUUAUCUUUGGUCGCAAACAGCUUGAGAAUGGUUGGACACUGGCUGACUACAACAUCAAGAAUGGCUCGACCAUUAACUUAAUUCUACGUCUCUAA